UGCAAAUGAACUCACCAGUUGAAAUCAGCUUUCUAAAAUUUUGCCGGCCAGCUACGAACAGAAACUAAGGAUAACCUUUUCUAAAUCGAUUUCAAUUACUAACAUCAUCAAUAAUUUCGAUGUACAUACCAAUUGUGCGAUAGCACACUUGUGCCAGCUGACUGUGCUGACUCAUUAGAGUGCAUUGGAGUUACUGAGUCAGGACACCAAAAUUUACAGAGUUACCCACCCGUAGUGGCAAUUCGUCUAGAGAGAAAACAUCGAGAACAAUCGAGAUAUUUGAACAAUCGACUAAAACAUCUCGGACUCGCCCAUUACUAAGGUUGAGACAACUAAUUUAUAUCAGUGCUUUGUUUUAUAGGACGAUAUAAAAUUUCUGCAAAGUAUAACAAUGAGUGACAAGGAACUAGCAGCAGACACAAAAGAUUGCUAUGAACCAGUGGACAAUGCGUGGACCCUAAAAGUGCCCGAGUUUAAACCUGAGGACAAUCCAAGUGGCAUGAUAGAAGAGAGCUCAUUUGCUACUCUAUUUCCUAAGUAUAGAGAAAAAUAUCUCAAGGAAGUCUGGCCACUAGUGAAACAAUGUCUCUCAGACUAUCAUUUAAAAGCGGAACUAGAUCUGGUAGAGGGUAGUAUGGUUGUGAAAACUACUCGUAAAACUUGGGAUCCUUAUAUUAUCAUCAAGGCGCGGGAUGUGAUAAAAUUGAUGGCGCGCAGCGUUCCCUUCGAGCAAGCGCGUCGUGUUUUAAAAGAUGAAAUUGGCUGUGAUACCAUUAAAAUUGGAAAUUUAGUUCAUAAAAAGGAUAAGUUCGUGAAGCGCCGUCAACGCCUAAUUGGUCCCAAUGGAGCAACCCUUAAAUCAAUUGAAUUGCUUACUGAUUGCUAUAUUUUAGUGCAAGGCAAUAAUGUGGCAGCCUUAGGUUCUUACAUGGGUUUGCAACAAGUGCGUGACAUUGUAAUAGAUACAAUGAAAAAUG
Molecule: messenger RNA, 977 nt
Organism: Rhagoletis pomonella (apple maggot)
Lineage: Eukaryota; Metazoa; Arthropoda; Insecta; Diptera; Tephritidae
Product: KRR1 small subunit processome component homolog
Cellular component (GO): small-subunit processome; nucleolus
Molecular function (GO): RNA binding
Source: RefSeq, a predicted model, not a curated record